AUGGCCGCGGAAUUGUCCUCGGAGGAAGAUUCUCCUCUAGAUGCAUUGGACGACAUAUCCACAAUGGGAGGCCUGCACCACUCAUCAUCAGAUGAGGAGGCCAAUACUCGAGCUACAAAGAGGGAUAUCAAGUCCCUACUGAAGAUUAUAUGCAACCUGCUCCACGCUGACCUGUCGAUAAUACGGGAGGACAUCUACUCCCUUACAGAUAGAGUCAGGGUGACUGAGGAAGAGACUAUCGAGAUCAAGACCAAACAGGUCACACUGCAGGAGUCCCACGCCAAGAUGGUGCAGAUCCAAGAGGGAAUAGAAGCAAUAUUGGCAGAGCAGGAUGACAAGAGUUACUGCAAAAACAAGUUUUGA
Messenger RNA from Pelobates cultripes (western spadefoot toad), 363 nucleotides. NCBI's taxonomy places the organism in Eukaryota, Metazoa, Chordata, Amphibia, Anura, Pelobatidae. The record is from the annotation of a GenBank genome assembly.